This is a messenger RNA of Schizosaccharomyces cryophilus OY26, 1719 nucleotides long. Its product is annotated as Clr6 histone deacetylase associated PHD protein- 2 Cph2. NCBI's taxonomy places the organism in Eukaryota, Fungi, Ascomycota, Schizosaccharomycetes, Schizosaccharomycetales, Schizosaccharomycetaceae. The coding region runs from base 1 to 1719 and encodes 572 amino acids. The transcript is spliced from 2 exons. The record is from RefSeq and is a predicted model, not a curated record. Gene Ontology annotation, cellular component: Rpd3S complex. Gene Ontology annotation, biological process: regulation of transcription by RNA polymerase II.
AUGGAUUUGAAGCCUUGGAAUCAUGUAUCAGAAGCUCAUCAAGCUUCUAUCUUAGAAGAUAUAAAGGCUAUUACUGAAGCAGGAGAGAGAAAAAUAGUAGUAGACCGUGAAUUGUCAACAAGCAGAACGAACAAAGCUAAUAAUAGAAGGUCGAUUGAUUUAAAAAGGGUUAGAAAAGAAGACCCCGAAAAAGAAGAAAGCAGUGAUUCAGACUAUUCACCGCCAGGUAAUGCGAAACGGAAGCAAUCUAAAGUUGAUGCUCGUUCUCCAGAUACCGGAAAUGAAAAACCUUCGCUUACGAUUGAGGAAGAAGCAUCAGAGAAAUAUGCAACCAAAAGAUUAAGGAGGAGAGCAGGAAAGAGUCAGGAAGAACAAGACGAUUUUUUGCCUUGGAGCGCUGUUGAUGACAAUUUCCAGCCUGUUGGAAAUCAGGAAGUCGGGAAGAAUUUUAGAAAAACCGAGGAAACAUCAAUUUUGAAAGAGAACAUACCUCUUCUAGAAAGUCAUUUAAAGGAGAAUCCAAAGACGAAACCUCCUGCAACAAAACCCAAAUUCCAGGGAAAGUUAACCUUCAAAGCCAAACCUCCUUCUGAGGAAAAUCAACCAACCAAGAGCAGUAAUUCUUCAAGUAUUCGUGAAAAGAAGAUAAAAGGGUCGGAAAAGCAAAGCGAGUCAAACAGCACUGAGAUGGAGCCCACUGAGGAAUAUACAUACAGAUACAACAAUGAUUUUUGUUCAGCGUGCCAUGGAUCGGGCAAUUUCCUUUGUUGUGAAACUUGCCCCAAUAGUUUUCACUUCAGUUGUAUAGAUCCUCCUAUCGAGGAAACAAAUUUACCCGAUGGUGCAUGGUAUUGUAACAAUUGUCGAUAUAGAUCAUUGUACGGCGAAGGCUCCGACCAAGAAGAUACGGAAGAAAAAGUAAAAAAAGAAGAGGAUUCUAUGUUUCAAUUACCAUACGCUAUACGAUCGUAUUUUCAGGGAAUUGGUAUUGGCGUUUUUGGGGAAUACUUAGAAACUGAUUCAAUAAAGCAAUCUAGAGCAGGACGCAAAAACAUAAUGGAUGAUAGGGACGCCUUUUUGUUAAGAGAUCAGAAUGGAGCACCUGUGUGUUGCUAUCAUUGUCAAAGCUCGGUAUUACCAUCCCAAAGCAUGGUUGUGUGCGACUAUUGCUUGUCUUAUUGGCACCCGGAUUGUCUUUCUCCCCCCUUGUCUACUUUGCCUUCUAGUAUAAGAAAGUGGAAAUGUCCAAAUCAUGCUGAGCACGUAACCCCUCGAUAUCGACUGCCGAGAAGAGCUAAAGUGAUUGAUGUAGGACUACCUCGAGGUUUUAAAAAUAGAGGUAACAUAAUUAUUGAUGAUCGUGAAGACAGAGAAUCAAUUCAAACAAUUCAGUGGCAAGGAAAAAUUCGGGUUGUCCCUACUAAAGCUUUCAAGUUGAAUUUUUUGGAACAAAUAAAGGACAACAUAAAAUAUUUGGAGCAGAUGUAUAGGCAAAACGAGGCGGUUUGUCUAAAGACUCUUCCGCAAUUAGCUUCUUACGCUUCACGAGAUUGCGAAUUCCCGCUAAGAGUACUUUCAGAUGUCGCAAACAAUAACCUAAACAAUGAUGACUAUGUGCUUGCAUUACGGGAUUUACUGCGAAUACUUAGAUGGGAUCCAUCCAAGCCUGUUCCCUGUCCUACGGAGCUUGUGGAUCUUUCUAUACGCCAUUCAAUAUAG